UAACCUGGCUAGCUCGCUAGUUUGUCGUCAGGUGAGUAAUGUCUGGUAGAGGCAAAGGUGGUAAAGGUCUGGGGAAGGGGGGAGCCAAACGACAUAGGAAAGUGCUGCGCGAUAACAUCCAAGGUAUUACGAAACCUGCUAUUCGUCGUCUUGCUCGCCGUGGAGGUGUAAAACGCAUUUCUGGUUUGAUCUACGAGGAAACUCGUGGUGUGUUGAAAGUAUUUCUGGAAAAUGUUAUUCGUGACGCUGUCACAUACACGGAGCAUGCCAAGCGGAAGACAGUAACCGCCAUGGACGUAGUAUAUGCUUUGAAACGCCAGGGUCGUACAUUGUACGGUUUUGGUGGUUAAAUUCGACAUGUGAAUUCUUGGUUGAGCAACACUGCCCUGUUAAGGGCCAAUAUUUUGAUGUAUAUACUGUUACUUUUCAUUUGCUUAUUAUUGUCAAUGUAUCUUGUAUUUAUAGUAUUGCUUUUAAAACUUAAGGACUUAG
Molecule: messenger RNA, 492 nt
Organism: Schistosoma bovis
Lineage: Eukaryota; Metazoa; Platyhelminthes; Trematoda; Strigeidida; Schistosomatidae
Source: the annotation of a GenBank genome assembly